AUGGUUCACCGUGAUCUUUGGAGAAGACUGCUACUGAUUGAUCGAGAUCUUAAAGAGUUUUACAAAGUUGUAGACGAUCUGAGGUUUGUGUUGACGGAGGAGUGUCCUCUAGUUCUCAAUUCAACAGCCACUCGAAAUGUUCUGGAUGUCUAUGAUAGGUGGGUGAGGGCGAACGAGAAAGCUCGUGCCUAUAUCUUGGUGAGUAUAUCUGAUGUACUCAACAAGAAGCAUGAGGUCAUGCCCACCGCCCGUGAGAUUAUGGCAUCAUUACAGGAGAUGUUCGGGCAACCAUUAUCCUCUGUUAGACAUGAAGCCAUCAAGUAUGUCUAUGUUACACGCAUGAAAGAUUGA
Molecule: messenger RNA, 351 nt
Organism: Benincasa hispida (wax gourd)
Lineage: Eukaryota; Viridiplantae; Streptophyta; Magnoliopsida; Cucurbitales; Cucurbitaceae
Source: RefSeq, a predicted model, not a curated record